GUCACAGUGUCCGUCCGGCAGUCCGCCCGGCCGCCCGGACCCAAGAGGCUGUGCUGCUGCUGUUGAUAAGGACCCUCGGUUGGAUUUACGGCUUUUCGAACGGAAGGAAAGAGUCGAGAUAUUUGCAGAUGUCUCGUGUUGCUCUCAUGGUCGCUGCAAUGUUGAUGGUCGGGUCAGCUAUGGCGAGAGAAAGCAAUGAGGUGGACGACGCCCCGAAGGACGCAGAGGACAGCGAGGGGCGCUCGGGGUCCGGGUGCUGGUCGUGCAACGGCGGGAGCGCCAACAAGGACCCCGUCGACACCAUCACGAUCUCGAAGCCGCUGCCGAUCGGCCUCGACCACCUCGGGGGCGGCGAUGGCCUGGGAGGGCUCGGUGGAUUGGGCGGAUUGGGCGGAUUAGGCGGAUUGGGCGGCAUAGGUGGACUGGGCGGCCUGGGCGGACUGGGCGGGAUCUUGGGCGGAUUGGCGCCCGGAUUCUUCCUCGCGCCCAUUCUCGGCCUCAACAUCGCAGGCGUCAUCUUGCUGGCUCUCAUCCUCAAGCACAUUAAGAAAUUCGAACCUUAUGGUGACUAUGAGGAUUCCGUCACCUACUACGCAGCCACGCCCACCUACGUCCCGGCCGCCCCUGCACCCUCCACCUACCAAUCCUACGACUCCUCUGGAGGAUACUCUUCAGGAGGCUACAACACUGGCUCAUCCUACAAGCGAGCGGACACUGCAAGGUCCGCCGAAGGUCCCUCGCCGAUCCAUUUCUUAACCAAGAUGGUCACCCAAGCCCUUGAGAAGUACACACAUGUGGACAGUGAUGAAGAUCAGUAGGGAGAGCAGGAAGGGAGUCUAAUCCUCAGGAAGCUGAAGGAACGGCAGGACAAGAUCCUUGAUGUGACCGUGGGUUGGCUCAGGCCCAUGUCUCCGUGAGUCUCCUGACAUGCACUUAACGAGUUCUGUGGCGAAGGUCAACGCGAAGUAGAAAGUAGUGGACUAGGAACAGUUUCAGAGAUGAACUUGACACGAAUUGACGCGACGAGUGACGAGGUGACGUGACCUUCGAGACUUCAAGUGAUGAUCAAAAUACUGACCGCAAGACGAUAUUUUCUCUCGACAUAGUGAAGACACGUGACUUGACGUGAGCUUAAUGAAUACAUAAGACGACCGACGAAAUUUCAUAAUUCUUGUUAUGAAUCACAACAGACUGAUGACUAUUACGUGGC
Penaeus chinensis is the source of this 1210-nucleotide messenger RNA. RefSeq names its product PE cleavage protein A-like. Lineage: Eukaryota; Metazoa; Arthropoda; Malacostraca; Decapoda; Penaeidae. Bases 129 to 818 code for a protein of 229 amino acids. The transcript has 4 exons. The record is from RefSeq and is a predicted model, not a curated record.